Closterium sp. Naga37s-1 is the source of this 1152-nucleotide messenger RNA. NCBI's taxonomy places the organism in Eukaryota, Viridiplantae, Streptophyta, Zygnematophyceae, Desmidiales, Closteriaceae. The record is from the annotation of a GenBank genome assembly.
AUGAGGAUGACCGAGGAUGACGCAUGCGGCGAGAAGCGCGACACUGCUGCUGCUGCUGCUGCUGCUGCUGCUCCUGUUGCUGCCGCCGCAGCUCCAGCUGCUGCAGCUGUAGUGGCGGCUCCUGCGGAUGCGGAGACUGCCGCCACGGCCCAGCCUUGCGCGACCGGGCUGGGUUUUAAGGAUCUCCCGCUGAAGGUAGGCAUCACGGCGCAACGAUUCGGCGACUGGUGCGAGUCAUUCCGCUACAUUCCGGCGGUGCAAGAGCGCAUUCGGCAGAUCGACAGCGGAGCAACCGUGGAGCUUUUGACUUACAACCACGAAUUUCUCCGCUUCUUCAUGGCGCCGAGUGCAACACGCGAAGCACUGAAGACGUGCAGGCCUGUCAUCGCACUGGACGGGACUUUCCUGAUCCGUGCUCAGAAGGCUACUCUGCUGUACGCCAACGCGAUGGACGGCAAUCAGCAGAUCAUCCCCAUCGCGUGGGCGCUCGUAGAGAGCGAAACCAAGGACACAUGGACUUGGUUUUGCCGGCUCUUUGAUAAGCACUGCUCCGACUGGAAGGGACGGGACGACGCGGCCAUCAUCAGCGAUCGGGACAAAGGUCUCAUCCCGGCGGUGAAGGAAGUGUUCCCUGAGGUGGCGCACUACUUCUGUGGGUGGCACAUGCAGCAGAACGUGAAGCGGUUUGGGAAGACUUCCGCGGACAUGUUAUGGCGGCUUUUGACAGCCCGGUCUUUGGACAAGCGUGGAAUCGUAGUACAGCAAUCUUCGAUCGGGCAGACAAUUUCCGUGACUGGCUACUCUGGCGACUCGAAAAUCCCCCCGCUCGUCUCAGAUGCCCCACUUGAGCGUAAACUGCAGCAGCAGAGGGUGCCGAAACAGAAGCCGGUGCCGCAGAAGCCGGUGACGCUGCCACAGCAGAAGCCGGUGCCGACACGGCGGCCGGUCCCGGCCGUGGUGAAGCCUGCCGCGCAGGUGCAGCAGCCGGCGGCGGUGCAGCAGCCUGCAGUGGUGCAGCAGCCGGCGGAGGGGCAGCAGCAGGGGACGGAGGGGCAGCAGUCUGCGACGGAGAAGUCGGAAGCGCAGAAAAUUAGCCGACGAUCAGGCGGCCCUCGAAGCGUGGAUCCAGGCGGACAAGAAGGCGCUGGAUGA